This is a messenger RNA of Melospiza melodia melodia, 10428 nucleotides long. It is a transcript of the gene CR1, whose product is annotated as complement C3b/C4b receptor 1 (Knops blood group). Gene Ontology annotation, biological process: T cell mediated immunity; negative regulation of complement activation, classical pathway. The coding region runs from base 35 to 8596 and encodes 2853 amino acids. The record is from RefSeq and is a predicted model, not a curated record. Gene Ontology annotation, cellular component: plasma membrane. The transcript is spliced from 57 exons. NCBI's taxonomy places the organism in Eukaryota, Metazoa, Chordata, Aves, Passeriformes, Passerellidae.
GCUCCGCUGCCCGGGCAGUGCCGGGGGACCCGCGAUGGGCUCCGGCCGCCGCUGCUCGCUCCUGCUGCUGCUGGUGCUGCUGCUGGUGCUGCUGGAGCUGCCCGCGGCGUGGGGGGACUGUGGGCCGCUGCCGAAUAUCAGCCAUGCUGAGCCCCGAGGAGACAGCAAACACCAGCAGAGCUUCAGUGUGGGCUCCACAGUGACUUUUCGCUGUGUCCCGGGUUACACCAAGCUCCCCUCUCUCUCCGACACCAUCCAGUGCCUGUCGAACUCCCGCUGGUCCAGCCUGCCAGAGUUCUGUGGCCGCAGCUGUCCCACACCCAGGUCUGUGCAAUUUGCUGCGCUAUCACCAGAAGACAAAAUGCAGAAUUUUUACGCUGUUAACACCACGGUGAGGUACGUUUGUCGCCUAGCUUAUGAAAACACCACAGCCCAGCCCCCCACCAGCACCUGUUUGGACAACUUAACGUGGACAGAAGUUCCUGAACUGUGUCAAAAGAAAUCGUGUGGUAUUCCAGCCAAUCCAGAACAUGGCCAAGCCAUCCUAAAAGAUAUCCUAAAAGAUCAUCUGCUGGGUGGAACAGCCAGAGUGGUUUGUGACCGUGGGUACAGACUGAAGGGAGCAUCACCUUCCAUCAGGUGUCUCCUAGAGGGCGACAAAGCUGUCUGGAGUCCUCUUCCAGCUUGUCAGGUGAUUUCCUGUCCCCCUCCUCCAGCCAUCCCCCACGGGCAGCACAGUGGGAGCAGCUCGGGGCAGUUCGUGCUGGGCUCCGUCGCAACCUACACGUGUGAGCCGGGGCUGGAGCUGGUGGGGCAGGACACGCUGCGCUGCACCGGCGACAGCGGCGACAGCGGCGACAGCGGCGACAGCGGCACCUGGAGCGGCGCCCCGCCCGCCUGCCGGGUUAAAACCACAGCAGAGACAAACCAAACCAAACCCUCAGAAGAGAAUCCUUACUGGCUGGCAAGCAUCCUCAUUCCGAGUUGCAUUGUUCCCCCAGUAGCCCUUGGAAUUCUAGCUGGGAUCAUCGUGAGACGGAAAGAGAGUGAAAAGCACUCUUAUAAUGUGAAUUCACAAAAGCAGGAGGUGAAGGCAAGGGAUUCAGCGAUGCACCUGGAGGUUACAGAUGAGAAGAAGCUCCCCAAGCCCUGGAAUUCCUAUUUUUGCCACACAGGGAAGUGCCACGUGUGUCCCAGCUGUGAGGAGCAGCUCCACAGUGCCCUGGCCCCUCUCUCAGAGCCCCCAUGCCACGGCUGUGCCGCCUGCCAGGACUGGCUGAGCUCCCAGCCCCAAAAGCCCCGCAGCUACUCGGUGCCCAGCGUUGGUGAUGGGGACAGCCAGAGCCCAGCAGGCACCAGCUCUCCUGCCAUGGAUGUGCUGAGGGCAGAUGGCAUAGGAGGAGCUGCUCCGUGGAGGAGUGAGGCAGAGCAGCCCAUGGACCACCAAAGUGACCACAUCUGUCCCAUCUGUGAGAGCUGGCUGCGUGCCCACACUGGCCAGGGGGACAGCAGGGCUGUGACACCGGGCGAGUGGCAGCACAAGGGCCCCCAGGGCCCCGUCUGCCCCCCCUGCACGGACAGACAGCUCCUGUCCCUGGUCCACGGGGACACAGCCAGCAGCCCCGUGUGUCCCCUGGCCGGGGAGGGCACCCCAGCCCACCUGGUCCCUCCGCACAGCCCCGGCUGCCACCUGUGCCCCGUGUGCUCGGUGCCCAGCCACGCUCACCUGUGCCAGCCCCAGCGCCUGGCACCCGAUGCUGCCCGGUGCCCGCUGCCCCGCGUGCCCUACGGGCGGGUGUCCCCUCGCCGCUUUUCCUACCGGCCAUGGGACACCGUGAGCAUCACCUGCACCCCGGGCUACACCCUGCGGGGCCCGGGCAGCAGCACCUGCGGGGCUGCCUCCAGGUGGGACCCUCCUCUGCCCGAGUGCAGAAAGGAGGUGACAUGUCCCCGGGCACCCAACAUCGCCAACGGGCUGCACUCCGGGCUCUCCUCGGGCAGCUUUCCCCGCGGAGUCACCGUGUCCUACAGCUGCAGGGAGGGCUUCCAGCUGCUCGGCAAUGAGUCCAUCACCUGCACGGACUCGGGGCGCUGGAGCCGGCCCCUGCCCCGCUGUGAAGCGAUCGGCUGCCAGGUACCCGAGGUGCAGAACGGGCAGGUGCACAACGCGCAGAGCACCUACAGAGCUGGAGACACUCUGCACUUUGGCUGCCACCCCGGCCAUGCAGCGGAGGGCUCCGAUGAGGCUCGGUGCCAGCCCGGGGGCGCCUGGGACCCGCCGGAGCUCGUGUGCCACAGGGUCCGGCCGUGCCCGAUGCCUCCGGAGGUGGCCAAUGGAAAUCACAACGGCCGGGACACGGCAGUGUUCACCAUGGGAAUGUCUGUGAGGUACAGCUGCGAUCCCGGCUAUUACCUGGUUGGAAAUGCCACUGUGACCUGCAGAGCAUCGGGGAACUGGAGCCAGCCCCGGCCUCGCUGCCAAGAGGUGACAUGUCCCCGGGCACCCAACAUCGCCAACGGGCUGCACUCCGGGCUCUCCUCGGGCAGCUUUCCCCGCGGGGUCACCGUGUCCUACAGCUGCAGGGAGGGCUUCCAGCUGCUCGGCAAUGAGUCCAUCACCUGCACGGACUCGGGGCGCUGGAGCCGGCCCCUGCCCCGCUGUGAAGCGAUCGGCUGCCAGGUACCCGAGGUGCAGAACGGGCAGGUGCACAACGCGCAGAGCACCUACAGAGCUGGAGACACUCUGCACUUUGGCUGCCAGCCCGGCCACGCAGCGGAGGGCUCCGAUGAGGCUCGGUGCCAGCCCGGGGGCGCCUGGGACCCGCCGGAGCUCGUGUGCCACAGGGUCCGGCCGUGCCCGAUGCCUCCGGAGGUGGCCAAUGGAAAUCACAACGGCCGGGACAAAGCGUUUUUUACCGCUGGGAUGUCUGUGAGGUACAGCUGCGAUGCCGGCUAUUACCUGGUCGGAAAUGCCGCUGUGACCUGCAGAGCAUCGGGGAACUGGAGCCAGCCCCGGCCUCGCUGCGAAGGCACUGUCUGCAUCAAUCCAAUCGUAGCCAACGGAAGGCAAGUUGGUGGCCACGGGGUCCUCUCUGCCCCCGGGCAAACGGUGACAUUCCGGUGCCACGAUGGGUACAGCCUGCAGGGCAGUGCCAGCCUGUCGUGCCAGGAGGAUGGCAGCUGGCAGCCCCCUGCUCCUUGCUCUUUGUGUGCUUGCCCCCCGUGUGCCUGUCCUGCCUGCUGCUCACAUCUCUUUUCUCUCUCACUAGGUGCUUGUGGUGCUCCCACAAGGUUACAGUUUGCUGAGCUAAAUGAGGAGCACAGGAAUGCCAUUGAUUUUCCUGUUGGGAAGACUGUGCAAUACACUUGCCGCCCUGGAUAUGCAAAAGUGCCAGGAAUGUCACCUACUCUGACAUGCCUUGAGAGAGGAGUGUGGUCAGAAGCACUAGAGUUCUGUAAAAGGAAGCAGUGCAGUCACCCAGGUGAGCCUGUGAAUGGCAAGAUUGUUUCCCUGACAAAUCUCCAGCUUGGCUCUACAGUGGUUUACAGCUGUGAGGAAGGGCACAGGUUAGUUGGACAAGCCAGCAGACGCUGCGAGAUCUCUGGGGGACGUGUUGCAUGGACUGGCCACACUCCCCUCUGUCAGCGCAUCCCUUGCGAGCCCCCGCCGGACAUCCCCAACGGGCAGCACUCGGGCCGGCUGCAGAGCGAGUUCCACUACGGCACGGCCGUGACCUACAGCUGCAAGCACGGGCUGCCCCUGCACGGGGAGCCCUCCAUCCACUGCACCACCCGCGACGGCCACAGCGGCGUCUGGAGCGAGCCCCUGCCGGCCUGCGGAGAGGCGAGCUGUCCCGUCCCACAGAUCCAGCACGGGAGGAUCGUGGCUGCCAGGGCUGCCUACGCACACAGGGACACCGUGACCUUCCAGUGUGACCCAGGCUAUGCCAUUCGUGGCCACAGAGAGAUCCAGUGCCAGCCAAACAACACCUGGGAGCCGCCUGUGCCGGUCUGCGAGCAGGGUGGCUGCAGAGCCCCUGCCAGGCUGGGCUUUGCCGAGCUCAAGGAGCCCUACAGGAACCAGACAGUGUUUCCUGAGGGGAGCAGGGUAGAAUUCGAGUGCCAGCCUGGCUACAGCCAGCGCCUGGGUGUGUCACCAGCCAUCACCUGCCUCAGCAACCAGACGUGGUCAGCAGCGCUGGAGUUCUGUAAAAGUGUCACCUGCGCUGCCCCUCCGGCCAUCCCCAAUGGGACGCACAGUGGGGGCUCCAGGGACACCUUCUCCCUUGGGGACGUGGUCACCUACACCUGUGCCUCGGGGCUGGCCCCAGCUGGAGACACCUCCCUGUCCUGCACCUCUGGGGACGGGGAGCGUGGCACGUGGAGCGGGACGGUGCCGCGGUGCCAAGAGGUGAGGUGCCCUGCCCCGCCGAGCAUCGCCAACGGGCAGCACGGUGCCAGCCCCGGGGCCAGGCACAGCCCGGGCUCCGAGGUGCGCUACACCUGCGCCGAGGGCUAUUCCCUGCUGGGCAACGCCUCCAUCCGCUGCACGGCCCGGGGCACCUGGAGCCGGCCCCAGCCCCGCUGCCGAGCAAUUGGCUGCACCACGCCAGAGAUCGAGAAUGGAAAAGUGGCUGGGUCAGAGACCACCUACAACCUGGAGGACACCAUCAUCUUCGAGUGCAACUUUGGUUAUGCCUUGAAGGGCUCUCAGGAGUCCCAGUGCCAGUUUGGGGGCAAGUGGCACCCUCCUGUCCCCAGCUGUGAGAAGUUGCCACCGUGUCCUUCCCCUCCAACUAUCAGGAAUGGCCAGCACGACAGCAAGGGGGUGGCAGAGUUCAUCCCUGGCAUGGCAGUGAGGUACCACUGUGACCCAGGCUACUUCCUGGCUGGGAAAAGCACGAUUUCCUGCUUGCCAUCGGGAGUCUGGAGCAUCCCUUACCCCCGCUGUGAAGUGAUCACCUGCAGCAGCCCCAGCAUCAAGGACGGGGAGGUGGCUGAGGGCCGGAGGGCCGUGUACCGCCCUGGGGACAACGUCACCUUCCAGUGCCACCCAGGCUUCGUGCUGAGGGGCAGCCGUGGGGCCAAGUGCCAGCCUGACAGCCGCUGGGUGCCCGCUGUGCCCACCUGCCAGCCAGCGCGGCCCUGCCCUCCGCCCCCCGUCAUCGCCCACGCCACGCUCAGCGCCGAGCCCGGGACCAACUUCACCAGUGGCACCUCCGUGAGCUACAGCUGCCAGCCUGGCUUCACCCUGCUCGGGGACCCCUCGGUGCUGUGCACGGCCUGGGGCAACUGGAGCCUUCCCUACCCUCGCUGUGCAGCCGGUUGUGGCACACCAACACUGUUGCUAUUUGCUGAGCUAAGCAAGGAAUAUGAAAAUCAGACUGAGUUUCCUGUUGGGAUGACUGUGAACUACACUUGUCGGCCUGGACACGUGGAACAGCCACAGAUAUCACCAACUAUCACAUGUCUUGAAAAUCUAACGUGGUCUGAAGCCCAGGAGUUUUGCAAAAUGCUGCAAUGCCCUUCACCUCCCAGUAUUACCAAAGGAACCCACGACAGCCAGGAUUUGGAGGUUUUUCCCGCUGGGAUGGUUGUGAACUACAGCUGUGACCCUGGCUACAGCCUCCGGGGAGAGGCAUCCAUCCACUGCACCAACUCUGGCAACUGGAGCCUCCCUCUCCCUCAGUGUGCAGGUGGCUGUGGUGCGCCUCCAAACCUGACCUUUGCUGAGCUAGCCAGGCAAUACAGAAAUCAGCAGGAAUUUGCUGUUGGGGACACUGUGAGCUACAGCUGCCGGCCGGGACACUCGAGACGCCCCGGAGUGCCCCAAACUCUGACUUGCCUCCAAAACCACACGUGGUCUGAAGCCCUAGAGUUCUGUAAAAGGAAGCAAUGUAGAUACCCAGAACCCCCCAGGAAUGGCAGAGUUGUUGUUCUGACAGAUCUGCUUUUUGGGUCAACCGUGAGCCACACGUGUGAUGAAGGGUACAGACUGGUUGGAGAGUCCCACAGGAGAUGUGAGAUUUUGGGACGAGAUGUUGCCUGGACUGGUCUGCCUCCUAUCUGUAAAAGGGUGGUGUGCCCAGCCCCACGGGUCCAGAAUGGGAGUGUGGCUGUCCCCAGGCCCCGCUACACCUUCGGGGACUCUGUCACCUUCAAGUGCCACAGAGGCUUCACCCUGCGAGGCCACCCCACGUCCCAGUGCCAAGGGGACAGGAGGUGGCACCCACCUGUGCCUGUCUGUGAGCAGGAUGGAGUGUCAGAACGUUAUCACCACCCUGACCCCACAACAAAGCCAGUGCUGCACUGCUCCAAGCCUGCAAAUAUCACCCACGGAUCUUUCCAUGGCCCAGCAAAAGCAGUUUUUACUGUGGGAACAUCUGUAAACUACAUCUGUGAGCCUGGCUUCUCCCUCCUGGGGACAGCAUCCAUUUAUUGCACAGCGUCUGGAGCCUGGAGCCAUCCUCCUCCCGUCUGUCAAGCCGUGAAGUGUCCGCAGCCUCCGAGCAUCACCAACGGGAGGCUGCAAGGGAACGCCUCUGCCACCUUUCCCCGGGGAGCCGCCGUGUCCUACAGCUGCGAUCCCGGUUACUCUCUGCUCGGGAACGCUUUCAUCAGCUGCACGGGCUCCGGGGCCUGGAGCCAGCCCCUCCCGCAGUGCAAAGAGAUCAGAUGUGAAUUCCCGGAUGUCCAAGGUGUUAAAAAAGCCAUUAAAGGAAGUACUUAUCGCUCUGGCACUAACAUCACUCUUGAAUGUGACGAUGGUUACGUGCUGGAAGGCAUCAGUCACACCCAGUGCCAGGAGGAUUUCAGCUGGGACCCUCCCGUGCCAGCCUGUAAACUGAGGGCCCCGGCGGGCGGGCCCGGCCAUGGCGGCGCCGCGCUGAGGGCGGGGCGGGCCGCGCAUGCGCACCCGCCCCCGCGCUGCGUCUCCGGCGGCGCCGGGAGGGAGCGGAGCGGCCGCGGCCGCGGCCCCGCUGCGGGCAUGGGGCGGCUCUCGGUGCUGCCAGCGCUGCUGCUGCUGCUGUCCGUGCUGGUGCUGUGGCAGCUCGGCGGAGCCCGGGCUCAGGGCUCGUGUCCCAAGCCAGAUCGGCAGCAGAAUGCAGAGCUCGACGAGAGCUCCAGGGACCUCCAAGAUUUUCCACCUGGGACCAAAAUCUCCUUCACCUGCCGGCCAGGAUACAUUAGGGUCCCGGGGAAGUCGCUGACCUGGACAUGUGGUAAUAACUUGCAGUGGUCACAAACAAGCGUUUUCUGUACAGCAAGAAAAUGUAAAUACCCAGGACCCUUGGAAAAUGGUUAUUUUGAUGCAAGAGAUCUUACAUUUGGUUCAAAAUUGACAUUUCGUUGUAAUGAAGGAUACAGAUUAAUAGGUAAGGAAGAGAUUUCCUGUGAUAUCAAGAAUGGAGGUGUUGACUGGAGUGGAGCUCUGCCUUACUGUGAAAUAAUUCCUUGUGAGCCACCUCCCAGAAUAGCCAACGGGGAGUACGAGGAGAGAGGCAGCUACGUGUACCAGAGCUCAGUGACCUACAGGUGCCUGGAUGUCCCCGAGGGCAGUGAUCCCUUCUCCCUCAUCGGCUCAGACACCAUUUACUGCACAUCUGAUGCACACUCAAAUGGAGUUUGGAGUGGGCCACCUCCGGAAUGUCGAGUGGUCAAAUGUGAAGACCCCAGAGUUGAAAAUGGGAGAAAAAUGUCUGGAUUUGGACUUCCCUACAGAUACAAGGACUCAGUUGUGUUUGAGUGUAAUCAAGGCUAUUUCAUGGUUGGAGCACAGGUAAUUACCUGUGAAGCAGAUAACAUCUGGGUUCCUCCACAACCAACCUGUGAGAAAAUUACUCCAGAGAUGUGUCUUGCUCCGAAGAUCCCCAAUGGGGCCCUGAUUCCAGCCAAAGGUGCCUAUGCAAAAGGAGAGGCUGUGCAGAUCAGGUGCAAUGCUGGCUGCUCCUUCCCUGAUGGCUCUGCAGAGAUGACAGUGACCUGUCAAGAACAGAGUUCCUGGGGUGCUUUACAGCACUGUUCCUGUGAGUCUGAAGGUUCUGGUUCCACACCAGUCAUAAGUCAUGGGAGAGUGAUAGAAGGACAAAAACCUUCCUACUCUGUGGGGGAUUUCAUUACCAUUGAAUGUUACCCGGGGUACACCUUGCAUGGCGAGGCUCGGAUUCAGUACAUUGGGAACAACCAGUGGGUGCCAGCUGUGCCAACCUGCCAGCUCAGUGAGUCUGAAGGUUCUGGUUCCACACCAGUCAUAAGUAAUGGGAGGGUGAUAGAUGGACAAAAACCUUCCUACUCUGUGGGGGAUUUCAUUACCUUUGACUGUUACCCGGGGUACACCUUGAAUGGGCAGGCUCGGAUUCAGUACAUUGGGAACAACCAGUGGGUGCCAGCUGUGCCAACCUGCCAGCUCAGUGGAUAUAUUAUAGCCAUCAUCUGUGUGAUUGUGGUAGUUGUGGUGCUCCUGGCAGCCUUCUGGAUCUACAAGAAAUUCUUCUCACAGAAUGGCUCGUACACAGUUGAUGAGAGUUGCAAGGAAAUUUGUAUUUUAAAAACUAAUGUCCCAGCUGAGAUGGAAGAAACUGCACAAAUGAAUUAAUGAAAAGGAAACGGGACAGCACUCCCAGUUCUGCCGAAUAUAAGAUGUGUAAAGCAUGACUGCCCUUGCUGGGGUGGGAGGGACCUGGCAGGGGGAUGUCCCUGGCAGAGCUGGACAAGGAUUGAUUCCCUUGCACUGAGGGGCUGCCCACGAGUCCCUUGUGCUGCUGAACUGCAGGAGGAGGUGCUUGAUAGGAUAAGGAGUGUGUGUGCAUCUAGCUAGCACAGAGCCUGCUUUGCCCUCCCUGCCCUCCUGUGCCCAUCGGCUGGGGGAAAGGCAGUACCUGUAGCAUGCCAGGGUCUGUGGGAGUGCUGCAAUGUCCCAGUGCCAGCUGCUGCUCCCUGCUGCCUUCAGUGCCACCUCGUGGCUUGCAGAAGAUGUCCAAUAUUCUCCUGUGUCCUGUAGAGCUCUGCUCACUCAAACCUGGCUGUCCUUCCCAUCCCUCUUUGCAGCAGAGGUGGUGUAAAUGGUCCUGGGGUUUCCUUUGUUGCUCGUUCCCUGGAGAGUCUGGUGCCAUUGAAGGCAAUGUCUUUUGGAAACUAUCACAAUUAAGAUCUUAUAUACUCUACCUCUUUGUCUGCCAAAGUUGGUUGCUGUAUAUAUAAUGAAUUGAAUGUGCCUUGAAAUCAGAGUUUUAUAGCUUUUCCUUUGCUUUUGAGAAGGAAAAAAAGCUAUAUAUAUAUAUUUCUGAUUCUUUGCUUUAAUCUCCCAAAGACUGCGGUGGAUUUGUUGGGCCUGAAAAUGGAAGGAUUCUGUAGCAAAGGCAUCCCCUGCCUGUUGACAGGAGAUCCCUAAUCAAAGGAACUGCUGAGAGCUCAGUGGUGGCUGUGUCCUGUCAUGAGCACAGUGGAAGUUCCUUAGGGUGCUCCAUUUUAUGAGCCUUGAUGUCAGGUCUGGAGAUCUUCUGUUGCUUUCAGGGGUAGAAACAGGUGCUGUGUGAUCCACCUCCCUUGCUUUUUUACUUGAAGUCACAUAUUCACAUUUCUAACCUCUGGCUGCAGACUGGGAUGUUAAAUCAAGCUCUGAAAAGCUGGAUUUAGCAUCAGAUUCCUGUUUAGAAGCAGAAGCUUUUCCCUGUCACUCGCUUUUCAUGUUAAAGGAAAGCCAGGCCAGUUCAGUUGUGUGAGUGCUGGUAGAUGUGGUGGUCUCUUGUUUGCUGCUUGGUGCUUGUUCAGCAAAUGCUUUAGUCCAGAUUCUCACUCCAGGAGCCCCCACCACUGUGUUUGCCAUUAGUUUAGAGUCACUGCUACUUCUAAUUCCUCAGCAAACCCCAUAUCUUAACUAGAACAGGUUUUAGCUCCAUGAAUCUCACUAUCAGCAUCCAGACAGCUUCUGAUUUUCACAGAAAAUCCAAAUAGCCUCACUUGAGAUGCCUGAGGCAGCAUUGGAAGUGCUCUGGCUUGUCUGUGGCUGCUUGGCACUGCUCUCCCUGUCAUCAACAGAUUGUUGGAGUGGCACAGAACUGUUUGGGGCUUGAUAGGGCUUUUUGGGACAAUCCCAGCAGUUGCAUUGUUGGAGCUCAUAAUAGGCCGUGGUUGUUAGAAAGGGGCUUUGGCUCUGCAGAAGGAUUUGCUGUUUGUGGCCUGGCUGAUAGCUCAGCUUGAGAGUUGUUUGUAAACACUGGGAUGUGUGACUGGGGCUGAGUGUGGUGCUGGUCAGGAGCUCAGCUUGCUUUGUGUGGCAUCUGCAAUGUGCUGAAAUAACACUGGAAUGUUCUUGAUUGGGAAGUGAAAUCACUGUAAAAAGUGGCUGUGUUUUUGCUCUUUCUGGAUGUAAAGAUUGGCCAUAAUUUGUAAUAUUCCAAAUAAAAAUGUUAAAUUAUUUAGCAGUAA